AUGGACACCGAAGACCCCCGCGAGCGGCCCGAGCACAUCUCCACCAUCAUCAACGGCCUCGAGCGUUACAACCCGGAGGCUGUCGGCCCUCUUGAGGAAUACCUGCGCCACCAGUGCGAAAACAGAUAUUGCGACUCGAAUGCCAACCGGACACUCCUCAAGCUAUAUCAGCUCAACCCCGACCGCAUCAAGGAUGAGCAAAUCACCAACAUCCUCGUCAUGGCGAUAACCUGCUUCCCGUCGCCGCAGUUCAGCCUCGCCCUGCACCUGAUCCCUCCCACGCUCCUCUCACCUAACGCGCGGGGUGAGCUGCCCGAGGCCAUCGCCAAGCUCCGCGAGCUGAACAACCAGCUCGAUGGAGCCCAGUACGCUCGCUUCUGGGCCACGCUCGACAGCGACGACCUUUACGCCGACAUGACGACCGACAUUGACGGCUUCGAGGAUCUCAUCCGCGUACGCAUUGCUACGCUCGUCAGCCAAGCCUACCGCGAGAUCGAGGUUUCAGUCCUCGAGUCGUGGCUCGGCCUUGAUGGUGAUGCCGCUGCCAAGUUCAUCACCGAGACCGCCGGCUGGAAGAUUGAGGGCGACAUCGUCAAGAUUCCCCGGAAUGCGGACAACGAGGCCAAGAAGUCCGAGGUUCGCGAGGACGUCAACGUCGACAUGUUCUCGAGAAUUGUCAGGAGGGCGUGGGAGGAGACGGCGUAA
Molecule: messenger RNA, 705 nt
Organism: Microdochium trichocladiopsis
Lineage: Eukaryota; Fungi; Ascomycota; Sordariomycetes; Xylariales; Microdochiaceae
Product: COP9 signalosome
Exons: 2
Coding region: 1-705 (234 amino acids)
Biological process (GO): regulation of translational initiation
Cellular component (GO): eukaryotic translation initiation factor 3 complex; cytoplasm
Molecular function (GO): ribosome binding; translation initiation factor activity
Source: RefSeq, a predicted model, not a curated record